Molecule: messenger RNA, 1152 nt
Organism: Stomoxys calcitrans (stable fly)
Lineage: Eukaryota; Metazoa; Arthropoda; Insecta; Diptera; Muscidae
Gene: SsRbeta
Product: translocon-associated protein subunit beta
Exons: 3
Coding region: 122-697 (191 amino acids)
Cellular component (GO): membrane; endoplasmic reticulum
Source: RefSeq, a predicted model, not a curated record
ACUAUCGGCUGCCGCUAUCAUUGAAGAGGUGGUGAAACGUUGGACUGAAAGCUGAAAGCAUCGAAGUGUCAUUAAGAGCCUUUUAAUUUAAUAAUUUAUUAAAUAAAACUUAGCUUAAAACAUGUUCAAAUCAUUGCUGAUAUCCUUUGCCUUUUUGGCUGUGGCAAGCGUAAGUUUCGCCGAAGAUUCCGAAACGUCUGCCCGUUUGUUGGUUUCCAAACAGAUACUGAACAAGUAUUUGGUGGAAAAGAGCGAUUUGUUGGUGCGUUAUACCCUCUAUAAUGUCGGUAAUGGAGCUGCCACCAAUAUCAAAUUGGUGGACAAUGGUUUCCAUCCAGAAGCAUUUGAAAUUGUUGGUGGCAAACCCAGUGCUAAUGUGGAGCGUUUGGCUCCCCAAGCCAAUUACACACACGUUGUUGUUGUGAGGCCAAAAUCCCAUGGCUACUUCAACUUCACCGCUGCUGAGGUAUCAUACAAACCAGUUGAAGAAGCAGAAAAGAUCCAAUUGGCCGUUAGCUCUGAACCUGGUGAGGGUGGCAUUGUCAACUUGGGUGAAUUCAACAAACGUUUCUCUUCCCACUUCUUCGAUUGGAUUGCUUUCGCCAUUAUGACUUUGCCCUCAUUGGCCAUUCCUUUGGCUUUGUGGCAUUCUUCCAAGAGCAAAUACGAGCGUCCCGGCAAAAAUAAGAAGCAUUAAGUGUUUGCCGAAAGCUGCUUUUAUAGUUAGGCAAAUUUUCCCACUUAAAAGAAACAUUUCAUCAAAUUUUCAAUUCCUCUUAUGGUUACAUUUCUUGAAUUAAAAAUAUUCUUCCAUUUUCCGGGCCGGUGUCCUCGCUGGCAUUUUGCGCUAAAGGAAUGAACUGAAUGUUUGUUUUAGUUAUAGCCUGAAAAAAUCGUUUUAGAUUUAUCAAAAUGAAAGAAUUCACUCUAUUAUUGCUCUACAUACACAUGUAUAACUUAUUACGGUUUUUUUUUAUUUACCUAGACCAUGAUUGUUUCACUUGGUCCUAAGAGUUCAGAUUGCAAAACCAACCUCAUCAAUGUGGAAUCACUUUUUAGAUAACGAACACAUUUUUUAUUUAUGGCGUGCGUGCGUGUCAUUUUUGUCAUACAAUGUGAGAUUUUUUCUAAUAAACAAAUGUAAAAAAGGAA